Drosophila simulans is the source of this 1544-nucleotide messenger RNA. Its product is annotated as TOX high mobility group box family member 4-B. Gene Ontology annotation, cellular component: nucleus. The coding region runs from base 121 to 876 and encodes 251 amino acids. Gene Ontology annotation, molecular function: chromatin DNA binding. The record is from RefSeq and is a predicted model, not a curated record. Gene Ontology annotation, biological process: regulation of transcription by RNA polymerase II. The transcript is spliced from 2 exons. Lineage: Eukaryota; Metazoa; Arthropoda; Insecta; Diptera; Drosophilidae.
GUCCCGGCGCAUUUAGCACAUACCCGCCUGCGGUCACACUAAUUAAAGCCCACGAUAAUAAAACGCCUGGAAUUGUUUAAUUUUAUUUGUAAAUAAGCCUGGGAGAAUUGCAGGAGCGUCAUGAAUCAGUUCCAUACUCCUUCAUUCGGCGACGAGGUGUUUGAGCUGACCGACACGCCGGCGGAGAGCCAGAGCCCCAGCCAAGCCUCGCGGAGAAUGCUUAGCCUGGAUCAAUCCAUGUUGAACGACGAUGACGAGGAGCAUUGCGACACAUAUGCCAGCGGCGGCGGGCAGAACUUGCUGGUUCAGCCGGAGCAGCAGCAGCAGAACCAGGCCAUGGCGCAGGCACCUUCCAAACCUCUGGCGCCCUUUGCUCUGUUCUUUCGGGACACCGUGACGGCCAUCAAGCAGCAGAAUCCGUCCUGCUCGUUGGAGCAAAUGCAAGUGAUAGUGCAAACCAUGUGGGAGUCCCUGGACGAGACGCAGAAGAACGUCUAUGCCCUACGGCACGAGCAGGAGAAGCGCGAGUAUGUCCGUCUGAUGAGGGGCUAUCGCCACCAGCUGUCCGAGUCGGAGGCCACGUCGGAGUCAGAGGCCCCACCAGCAGUAGCUCCCAAUCAGCCACCCCCUCUAGUCACAACCAAAUUGGAGUCUGUCGAGGAUCUGCAACAGUCGGUGGAUGCCCAGCAGGAGCCGCCGCCCGAUCAGAUACAGCUCCUCACCGAAGCGGCUAGGGUGCAGAAGUGCACCCGGGAACAGUGCAAUAAGCCGGCCAUCAUAAAUCCGGACUGGGAGGACGAGUACUGCAGCAACGAGUGCGUCGUCAUCCACUGCCGGAAUGUGUUCAACCACUGGGUAAUAUCCAUGAACUCAUAGCUGCCACCCGCUACGCCGAGUCUAGAUGUAAACUCUUUUCAUACGCUGCACAGUUCUAGCCUGGCGAGCCCACACUCGGCAGGCUGAACGAAUAUUAUUAAGGAUUAUAUGACUGGAAGGCACUUAACUAUACGAUAAUUAUUGUAAUCCCAGUUUCAAUUGUAAUUAGCAUCUGUGGGGAAUUUAAAUGAAUGCGGAACGCGCUUUGUAUGAUACUUUAAUUGUAGGAAAUAGCGAAUAGAUAACAUGUAGAACGGAGAAGUAAGAAUUUACAAAGCAUUUGGUUUGAGGCCCAAUAGAUUCAUUAUUUCGAUAAAUUGUAAAGUAUAUUGUUUUUAUUUAGAAAAGAUUUCACUAUUAGUUGGUAGCUUUAUUUUUAAGAUUCCACCCCCAGCCGAAUGAAAAUAAAAGCCAUUUUUAAUAUAUGGUAACUUUUAAUAAAUACACACAUUUAUUACUCUUGCACUUCAUUAUCAAUGUAUCAAUGCCGUUGCUUACAAAAAUUCACUUUCGCUCGCUUCGUUCAAUAUUUACCAAAUAAGUAAAAUUUAUAAAUAAUUUUAAAAAUAAAAUGUUAGAGACGUUUCCUUGGUUGCCUUGCUGAAGUAAUGCGCCAUUGUUACGAGUACGAGUUAAAUAAACAACAGUAUAAAAAGUUCAAGCUUAAA